GGGGCGACGCGCACGCGCAGGGCCGGCGGCGCGCGCCGAGCGGGGGGCACCGCGCGGGUGCAGCCACGAUGGAAGGGGGUGCGUACGGAGCGGGCAAAGCCGGGGGCGCCUUCGACCCCCACACCCUGGUCCGGCAGCCGCACACCAUCCUGCGCGUCGUGUCUUGGGUGUUCUCCAUCGUGGUGUUCGGCUCCAUCGUGAACGAGGGCUACCUCAACAACAACUCGGAGGGCGAGAAGUUCUGCAUCUACAACCGCAACCCCAACGCCUGCAGCUAUGGCGUGGCCGUGGGCGUGCUCGCCUUCCUCACCUGCCUGCUGUACCUGGCCCUGGAUGUGUACUUCCCACAGAUCAGCAGCGUGAAGGACCGCAAGAAAGCCGUCCUGUCCGACAUCGGUGUCUCAGCCUUCUGGGCCUUCCUCUGGUUCGUGGGCUUCUGCUUCCUGGCCAACCAGUGGCAGGUGUCCAAGCCCAAGGACAACCCGAUGAAUGAAGGGACAGAUGCGGCUCGGGCCGCCAUUACCUUCUCCUUCUUCUCCAUCUUCACGUGGGCGGGCCAGGCCAUGCUGGCCUUCCAGCGGUAUCAGAUUGGCGCCGACUCGGCCCUCUUCUCCCAGGACUACAUGGACCCCAGCCAGGACUCCAGCAUGCCUUACGCCCCCUACGUGGAGCCCAGCACCGGGCCAGACCCCACCGGCAUGGGUGGUACCUACCAGCAACCGGCCAACGCCUUUGACGCCGAGCCCCAGGGCUACCAGUCGCAGGGCUACUGAGCUGCAGUGACCGCCUGCCCCUCGCCUGUCCCUGCCCCGGUCCCAGCCGCCCCUGCCCUCCCCGCCCCCCCACCGCCCACCGCCCACGCCCAGACCCCCGCGCCCUCCCAGGCUGCCCUGCCCAGCGCCUCGUUCCACCGACGUCCAGGGCAGCUCGGGGUGGGAUGGGGCAGUAAGGUGUUGGGGGUGCAUCUACACGUGUGCAAGUCUGUCCGGCGGGGGCUGGGGGUGUUCGCGUUCAUCCGUUGUGUCGUCGAGUGUUCGUUGAGUGCCUGCUGUGUGUCAGGUGUGUGCUUGGCACCGGUGGUGAAAGAGAAACGGUCCCGGAGAGGAGGCAGACGAGGGACGGAGGAGGCCCCGUGGGUACCAGAGGUGGGAGCGGUGCGAGAGAUAGACCCGGAUGAUGCCGGGAAGGUUUGGCCCCAGGGUGGGUGUGAAUGCCCGCAGGACACUGGAGUUGUCACCUGCCGGAGUGACGGCAGCCCUACUGUGGGUGUUGGGGCUGUCUCCGUUUCGUGGCUGAGGAAACUGAGGCCUGGAAAAGUCAAGGUAGCUUGCCCAGGGUCACUCAGCAGCCAGUGAGAGUUGGCUCCAAGCCCAGGCCACCUGACUGCGGAGCACCUGCUGUCCCCUGUCCUCCCUGCCUUCCCCAUCCCCCAGCCUGGGGCUCCACCUCUCAGUGC
This is a messenger RNA of Acinonyx jubatus (cheetah), 1456 nucleotides long. It is a transcript of the gene SYNGR1, whose product is annotated as synaptogyrin 1. Lineage: Eukaryota; Metazoa; Chordata; Mammalia; Carnivora; Felidae. The transcript has 4 exons. The coding region runs from base 69 to 773 and encodes 234 amino acids. Gene Ontology annotation, cellular component: neuromuscular junction; synaptic vesicle membrane. The record is from RefSeq and is a predicted model, not a curated record.